GGCUUCAAAAUUUGAAAUCCUAGGGUUCGUUCGUUCGUUCAUUGUCCAUUAUCGGUUUCACGAUCCGAUAAUCGAAUCACUUCACCAUUUCCAAUCGAUCUUCACUCCACAGCACGAAGAAUCAAAAGCAGAAGCAGAAAAGGAAGAAUCAGCCGCCAUGGACAAGUACGAGAAGCUUGAAAAGGUCGGCGAAGGAACCUACGGGAAGGUGUACAAGGCGAAGGACAAGGAGAGCGGCCAACUCGUCGCUCUCAAGAAAACUCGCCUCGAAAUGGACGAAGAAGGCGUUCCACCCACUGCUCUUCGCGAGGUUUCUCUUCUCCAGUUGCUCUCUCAGUCCCUCUACGUCGUUCGUCUCCUCUGCGUCGAGCACGUCCACCACCACAAGAGUGGUAAGCCGCUCCUCUACCUUGUAUUUGAGUAUCUUGACACCGAUCUCAAGAAGUUCAUCGAUUCGCAUCGCAAGGGCCCCAAUCCUCGCCCUCUUCCCUCCUCCCUUAUCCAGAGCUUCCUGUUUCAGCUCUGUAAGGGCGUUGCCCACUGUCAUAGCCAUGGCGUUCUCCAUCGCGAUCUCAAGCCGCAGAAUCUUCUUCUCGAUCAGGCCAAGGGCGUCUUGAAGAUUGCCGAUCUUGGCCUUGGCCGCGCUUUUACGGUUCCUCUUAAGAGCUACACUCACGAGAUUGUUACUCUCUGGUACCGUGCUCCUGAGGUCCUCCUUGGAUCCACUCAUUACUCCACUGCUGUCGAUAUGUGGUCCGUCGGCUGCAUCUUCGCCGAAAUGGUGAGAAGACAGGCCCUGUUCCCGGGAGAUUCGGAGUUCCAGCAGUUGCUUCACAUUUUUAGGCUGCUUGGUACCCCAACCGAGAAACAGUGGCCUGGCGUUAGUUCUCUCCGGGAUUGGCAUGUCUAUCCUCAAUGGGAACCUCAGAAUCUGACACGUGCAGUUCCAUCUCUGGAACCAGAGGGUGUUGACCUUCUCUCGAAAAUGCUUCAAUACAAUCCUGCAGACAGAAUCUCAGCGAAAGCAGCACUAGACCACCCUUAUUUCGACAACAUUGACAAGUCUCAGUAUUAGACAGCUGAGAGAAUGUGAGGGAAUAUAGCGAAUGGCAAUUUGAUGUGAUAUGAUCUGUUGGUAAACUUGUCAUCAUCUUGGUGAAUGCAAGAUUUUCUACUUGUAUUUGUGAAGUUCAAUUUGAAGCUCUUUUUUUUUUGUUGGACUAAUUUCUAGGGGAAAGAUCUGAGAGAGAAGUAUUUGUGAUGUAAUGUUAUUUUUUGAAAAAAAAAAAAUAGAAGACAAAACUUGAGGACAUGUUGGGUC
Molecule: messenger RNA, 1321 nt
Organism: Momordica charantia (bitter melon)
Lineage: Eukaryota; Viridiplantae; Streptophyta; Magnoliopsida; Cucurbitales; Cucurbitaceae
Gene: CDKB1;2
Product: cyclin-dependent kinase B1;2
Biological process (GO): protein phosphorylation; regulation of G2/M transition of mitotic cell cycle; signal transduction
Cellular component (GO): nucleus; cyclin-dependent protein kinase holoenzyme complex; cytoplasm
Molecular function (GO): ATP binding; cyclin-dependent protein serine/threonine kinase activity; cyclin binding
Source: RefSeq, a predicted model, not a curated record